AUGGCUCAAACACCAUACGGCAUGACCUGGUCAACCGACACUUACGGCCCCGAUGGUCCCUGGAAUGCCAUUUCAGUGGAAAUCGGUACCCAAUGGCAAUCCAUCGCCCUCUAUCCCGGCGGCAAUUGGGAAUCCACAAUUCUCCUACCAACGCUUUGCACAAACACAUCAAUUUCAUCAAAAUGCUAUGCCGGGGAUGCCGGAAUCUACAACGCCGAUGACUCGCUAACAUGGGACAUCACCACCAUUCAACAACCACCGGAUGGGAACUGGCAAAAAUAUACCAUGGGCUUCGCUGACGACGUCCCCGUAUACGCAUCGGCACAACGCGCCAUGGACACCAUAACACUCUGGAAUGGCGUCACCGUUCCUCAUGUAAGUCUGAUCGGCAUCUCAGAGGGCUAUCAGACCUAUCCAGGUGGUCAAAACUACCCCCUUGAAGUCGGCGUGCUUUCUCUGGGCGCAAAUGAACCCAAUCAGACAUUCAGUGUUAAUGAUACCCAUGCCGUCGAAGCAAACUUUGUCACGGGCUGGUUGUAUGAGUCCCGAAGGAUUCCUUCGUACUCGUAUGGAAUGCAUAUUGGCUCGGCGGCACAGAAGAUUCCUGGCUCGUUGGUUCUGGGUGGAUAUGAGAUUGCUCGUGCACUCGGGAAUGUAUCGAGUCAGCCGUAUAAUGGGACCAAGUUUCCCAUUCAGUUGCUGGAUAUCGGUAUUGGGGUUGUUACCGGUGAUUCUCCUUGGAACUCAUCCAACAUAACCAAUCUUCUGGCCCCUGGAAACACAACUCUACAGCGGCAGCGGCAGCAGCAACAACAAGAACGAGGCACCAAAGUCCUCGUAACAGGCGCAGACCCGUACCUCUACCUCCCCCAAAGCACCUGCGAGAAGAUCACGAGUCACCUCCCAGUCACUUACAACUCCAGCCUAGGCCUCUACUUCUGGAACACCAAGGACAUCCAGUAUCACAAAAUCGUCAAAUCACCCAGUUAUCUCUCCUUCACUUUCGCCGCCAAUGCGUCUAGGGAUACAAACAGCAACAUCACGAUCAAGGUUCCAUUUGCAUUGCUGAAUCUCAAACUCGAAGCCCCUUUAGUCGCUGAAUCGACCCCUUAUUUUCCAUGUAUGGGUACGGCUAAUGGCCCGACCGACGUCCUGGGCCGAGCGUUCCUUCAAGCAGCCUUCGUCGGUGUAAAUUGGACUCCGAAAAGGGGGGAUGGGAACUGGUUUCUAGCCCAAGCCCCGGGGCCAGGAUACUCGAGAAGCUUGUCUGAGUCGAAUGUGAUCCGUAUCCAUGAGACGAACGAGACGAUUAUCGGCUCUAUUGCGCCGAGCUGGGAGGAGACGUGGAUGGAUCAUUGGACUCCGCUCAACAAUACAGAUAAUAGCACGUUUACAGAGUCAGAGUCCUCUGGUUCGGGGGGUGGUAUUUCUUCGGAUUUGAUUACCAUCAUCGGUGCAACUGUGGGUGGUGUUGUUGGGUUAGUCGUUCUUGCUUGUAUUUUGUGUAAGAGGACUCGUCGUCCUCAGCGGGGGGGAUAUAGUCCGCCAGGAGGAGAGCAGGAUGAAUAUGGCCAGCGACGACAGCAGGAAGAGCACAGUCAACGAGGAGAGCAGCUACCACCAUAUAGUGCCCAAGCUGUUGACAACCGCGCCGAUAACGGCAAGCCUGCUUCAAGGAUCGUAGCUGAGCCACAGAGCGCGGCACAAUCGCAGCAAACUCCUCGGACUCAUACACAGCAACCUGGUACACACACGGCAGAGAGACGCGAAACCUCAAAGACCAGUGUAGUCAGGAGGAAUGACCGGGGAACGGCUCAUAGUUCACGUGAAGAACACAUCGUUGAGUAUCAUUGGAGGUCGGCACGGGUUGUAUCGUCGUCAUCUUCAUCGUCUUCGUCUAGUUAG
This is a messenger RNA of Talaromyces marneffei, 1905 nucleotides long. RefSeq lists its product as uncharacterized. The record is from RefSeq and is a predicted model, not a curated record. The transcript has a single exon. Bases 1 to 1905 code for a protein of 634 amino acids. NCBI's taxonomy places the organism in Eukaryota, Fungi, Ascomycota, Eurotiomycetes, Eurotiales, Trichocomaceae.